GGUGGCUUCAAUACGUAAAAUAAGAACAAGCCCACCCGCCACACCACGGGCGCGCAGCAACGCUCGCCACGCCUCCUAGCCUCGUAGGCCCCGCCCCCAGCCGCGUGGACCCGCCCCUCGACCGAGCUCCUUUCCCCGCGUGAAGCACCCGCGGGUUCAGUGGGUCACUUUCCAAAAUGGCGCGCGUGUUGAAGGCGGCGGUGGCGACCGUGGCGGUGGCGGCGGCGGCGGCGGGGGCGGCAGCGGCCGAGAGUGCAGUAGGGUUUUUUUCCAGACUUCAGACUUCAGCUCCGAAAUUAAGAACUUUCUCCACAUCACAGUUCUCUCUUCAAGCGGCAAGUCCUGUGUGGAACCUAGGUCGACUCAAUCAUGUAGCAAUUGCAGUGCCAGACUUGGAAAAAGCCACAGCAUUUUAUAAGAAUGUUCUGGGGGCCCGGGUAAGUGAGGCGGUCCCUGUUCCUGAGCAUGGAGUGUCUGUUGUUUUUGUCAACCUGGGAAACACCAAGAUGGAGCUGCUUCAUCCGUUGGGAAAUGACAGUCCAAUUGCAGGUUUUCUGCAGAGAAACAAGGCUGGAGGAAUGCAUCAUAUCUGCAUUGAGGUGGAUGAUAUAAAUGCAGCUGUGAUGGAUUUGAAAGAGAAGAAGAUUCGUAGUCUAAGUGAAGAGGCCAAAAUAGGAGCACAUGGAAAGCCAGUGAUUUUUCUCCAUCCUAAAGACUGUGGUGGUGUUCUUGUGGAAUUGGAGCAAGCUUGAUUUAUAUUUGCAAGAAACUUUAAAAAUCCCCACCAAAAUAUACUGAAAAUCCCCAACAAAUUAUACUCCAGCAUUAAAUCCUUCACUCCUUCCAUCACUUAAAAGUUCACAAUUAAAGGGGCACCUGACUGACUCAGUCAGCAAGGUGUGUGACUCUUUAUCUCAGGGUGGUGAGUUCAAGCCCAUGUUGGGU
Molecule: messenger RNA, 945 nt
Organism: Mustela erminea (ermine)
Lineage: Eukaryota; Metazoa; Chordata; Mammalia; Carnivora; Mustelidae
Gene: MCEE
Product: methylmalonyl-CoA epimerase
Exons: 3
Coding region: 177-752 (191 amino acids)
Biological process (GO): L-methylmalonyl-CoA metabolic process
Cellular component (GO): mitochondrion
Molecular function (GO): methylmalonyl-CoA epimerase activity
Source: RefSeq, a predicted model, not a curated record